This is a messenger RNA of Pelodiscus sinensis (Chinese soft-shelled turtle), 1099 nucleotides long. NCBI's taxonomy places the organism in Eukaryota, Metazoa, Chordata, Testudines, Trionychidae. The record is from RefSeq and is a predicted model, not a curated record.
CAAAGCCAUAAAUAACUUAUCUAUUCAUAUCUCAAAGGUUCAUCUUGAAUCGUCAUGACCAGUCAGCAGCUUCUUGUGUACUUAUCCCUUUUUGCGGUCUGUGUCCUGACCAAACCCACAGACAAGAAGGACCGUAUUCACCAUGACCCACAACUCAGUGACAAGGUCCAUGAUGAUGGACAGAACUUUGACUAUGACCAUGAUGCUUUUCUUGGUGCCGAUGAGGCCAAGACCUUUGACCAGCUGACACCAGAGGAGAGCAAGGAGAGACUUGGAAAAAUUGUAAGUAAAAUAGAUGAAGACAAGGACGGGUUUGUAACUGUGGAGGAACUCAAAAACUGGAUUAAAUUUGCACAAAAACGCUGGAUUUACGAGGAUGUAGAGCGCCAGUGGAAGGGGCAUGACCUCAAUGAGGACGGCCUCAUUUCCUGGGAAGAGUAUAAAAAUGCCACCUACGGCUACAUCUUAGAUGACCCAGACCCUGAUGAUGGGUUCAACUACAAGCAGAUGAUGGUGAGGGAUGAACGAAGGUUUAAAAUGGCUGACAAGGAUGGAGACUUGAUUGCUACCAAGGAAGAAUUCACUGCCUUUCUACAUCCAGAAGAAUAUGACUAUAUGAAAGAUAUAGUAGUACAGGAAACAAUGGAAGAUAUUGACAAGAACAGAGAUGGCUUCAUUGAUUUGGAAGAAUACAUAGGGGAUAUGUACAGUCAUGACGGGGAUGCUGAUGAGCCAGAGUGGGUGAAGACCGAGCGGGAGCAGUUUGUGGAGUUUAGAGACAAGAAUCGAGAUGGGAAGAUGGACAAGGAGGAGACGAAAGAUUGGAUACUCCCUUCGGACUACGACCAUGCUGAGGCAGAGGCGCGACACCUUGUCUAUGAGUCUGAUCAGAACAAGGAUGGCAAACUCACCAAGGAGGAGAUUGUUGACAAGUAUGACCUGUUCGUGGGUAGCCAAGCCACAGACUUCGGUGAAGCCUUAGUACGACACGAUGAAUUUUAAGACCUGUACAGAGAAACCUGUUUCUUAAAAGUAAUUUAUUUUUUACAGUUUCUGGAUUUAACAUGAGAAACGUUUUCGCUACUGAGACUGUUAUUUC